GAACAUCAGAAAUUAAUGAAACCAGGCGGAAAAUCAAAUAGACCUAAUGACCAACUUUCGUGAAUAUACCAUGACAUUGUAACUUGGAAAUGCGUAAUUAUUUCAGUCAAAAAUGAACAGUGUAGCUACACUUGUUGGUUUAGCUGUAGCAUCAACAGCUGCUGCACUUGUUAUAUUGAUAGCAUUAGCCAAUGGUCAGUCAACCACAAACAAAUCCACACAAUUGAGCGGAAAUGGAACUAACGGACACUGGAUCGAUCCGAACGGACCCAGCGUUCAGUUUAUAUUAUUUACGAGGCAAUAUCAGCCUUAUAAUCUACGAUCCGGCAAUAUCGAAGACUUUAGGAAUUCAGGAAUCAACUUGAGCAACCCUGUCAAAAUAAUAAUUCACGGUUUUCUGAGCAGCUCAGCUGAAGAAAUAUUUGUUGUGAAUAAAAAUGCGUAUCUGGAAACCGGCGACUACAACAUAUUCGCUAUGGACUGGUCAGUACUCUGCCAGUUCGAAUAUUUAUCAGCAGUGCGGGGAGCCAGAAUAGCAGGACAUUAUCUCGGAAAGUUUCUCAACUGGCUGGUCCAGAUGGAGGUCCCGUUGAAAAGUAUUCAUUUGAUCGGACACAGCAUGGGAGCGCAUGUUGCUGGCAUAGGGGGCGGCAAUGUCGAUAAUGGACGGGUAGCAAAGAUUACUGCCUUAGAUCCAGCUAGACCAGGUUAUAGAGAUACACAAAAUGAACACAAACUGGACAGAGGAGAUGCCAGUGUCGUGGAUGUUAUCCACACUUAUGCCAGAAUUUUGAGUCUUGCGGAACCAGUUGGUCAUGUAGAUUUUUACCCCAAUGGAGGAAUCAUUCAGCCCGGAUGUCCUGAUAUCAACGAUAUUUGGAAAGUCUCGGAGAGUUUAUUUUGUAAUCACGGACGUGCGUAUCUUCUGUUCGCAGAAUCAAUAAGAAACAAGAACGCAUUCAAAAGUAGAAGAUGUGAUUCAUUUGAAAAUGCGGUGCAAGGAAAGUGCUACGAAGAGUCUGAUGUAUAUAUGGGACAAUCUGAAACGUACAGGGAUGGAAUUUACUACUUAAAAACACGAGAUGAGUCUCCAUAUAGUUUUUCUUGAUGUUUCGAGAAUAUUGUGAGAAGCAGAGUAUUC
Messenger RNA from Leptinotarsa decemlineata (Colorado potato beetle), 1141 nucleotides. RefSeq names its product phospholipase A1 member A. NCBI's taxonomy places the organism in Eukaryota, Metazoa, Arthropoda, Insecta, Coleoptera, Chrysomelidae. Gene Ontology annotation, molecular function: lipase activity; serine hydrolase activity. Gene Ontology annotation, biological process: lipid catabolic process. The record is from RefSeq and is a predicted model, not a curated record.